CCACCGGACUCAGUAUCGACGAUGCUUUAGUUGCGAUCUUUGGACUUUGCCUGCGCUUACCGCAAAUUUUUCCUUCUAAUCGGAACAUCCAUCAAACUUGAACGUCGUAUAAAAGCCGACGCCGGCUAAUCGAAAGCAGUUGGAAAACGACCGCGAACUUGAACAAUAUUGUUUAAUAAUUGUCGCGUGGCAUUCGUUUAAAUUUGUGAUUACGUGUUUCGGACCGGUUAAAGUGACGGUGCCUAGAAAAUCUGGGAAAGUUCAGAGCGUGAGGCAAGGAUAUUAUAACUUCGAACCAUGGCCCCUAACAUUUCCAUCCCAACUGGAGUUCUCCACGAAACCGAUGACGAAAUCUCUGCGAGAAACAUCCCUCAAGACAUCAGCAAACCCGACGAUCGCAAACUGAAGCUAGUUUGGCGAAACAUCAUUCUGUUUGCUUAUCUUCACUUAGCUGCGUUGUACGGAAUAUGGCUUAUGUUUACUUCUGCUAAACUAGUGACCAGUAUUGUUGCGAUUUUGCUGUACCAACUGGGAGGCUUUGGUAUCACCGCCGGCGCCCACCGCCUCUGGGCCCACCGCUCCUACAAAGCCAAGUGGCCCCUGCGUCUCAUCCUCACCAUCUGCAACACUCUCGCUUUUGAGGACUCCGUCAUCGACUGGGCGCGAGACCACCGAGUCCACCACAAGUUCAGCGAGACCGACGCCGACCCUCACAACGCCAAACGCGGCUUCUUCUUCUCGCACGUCGGGUGGUUGCUGUGCCGCAAGCACCCCCAGGUCCGGGAAAAGGGCAAGCAAAUCGACCUGUCGGACCUGUAUGCUGACCCGAUUUUGCGCUACCAGAAGAAGUACUACAAGAUCGUGAUGCCUCUGGUGUCCUUCGUGCUACCUACCGUCAUCCCGAUGUACUUCUGGGGUGAGACGUUCAAGAACGCCUUCUUCGUCAAUCUGUUCCGGUACUGCCUCACUCUCAACGCUACGUGGCUGGUGAACUCGGCGGCCCAUAUGUGGGGCGACAAACCCUAUGAUAAGUUCAUCAACCCGGCUGAGAAUCUGGCGGUGGCGGUGUUGGCGCUGGGUGAGGGCUGGCACAACUACCAUCACACGUUCCCGUGGGACUACAAGACGGCGGAGUUGGGGAAAUACAGCGUGAAUUUCUCGGCGGCGUUUAUCGACUUCUUUGCCAAGAUUGGGUGGGCGUAUGAUUUGAAGACGGUGUCGAAUGAGAUGGUGAAGAAGAGGGUGGAGAGGACGGGGGAUGGGUCCCACGAGAUUUGGGGGUGGGGGGAUAAGGAUCAGUCGAAGGAGGAUUAUGAAGAUGUUAUCAUUAAGUAUAGGAAGGACUUGUAAGUGAAGAAUUGAUUGUUCUUGGUUGUGGGGGUGACUUAUGAGACUGAUUACCUUUGUAAGUAAUUUAUUACCGAUUGUUGCAGUGAUUGAAUUGUUUUUGUAUAUUUAUAGGUAGGUCAUGUUUGAUAAUAACAUGUAAAGUAGGUUCUAGUUAUUCGUACUAAGUGGUAUAUGGGUUUUAGUACCGGUAACUAGAUACACAAUCAGGUGAUAUAGAUUUGUGAAUCUAUUAACAUAGAUAUUUUUUAACUUAAUUCGUUUGCUUAGACUUAAGUUUUUUAUAACAGUGUGACAGUGAAGCAUAUAAUUAAUAAACGAUGAAGUUCAACACUA
This is a messenger RNA of Zophobas morio, 1683 nucleotides long. Its product is annotated as acyl-CoA Delta-9 desaturase-like. The record is from RefSeq and is a predicted model, not a curated record. The transcript has 3 exons. Gene Ontology annotation, molecular function: iron ion binding; stearoyl-CoA 9-desaturase activity. Bases 298 to 1350 code for a protein of 350 amino acids. Lineage: Eukaryota; Metazoa; Arthropoda; Insecta; Coleoptera; Tenebrionidae. Gene Ontology annotation, biological process: unsaturated fatty acid biosynthetic process. Gene Ontology annotation, cellular component: endoplasmic reticulum membrane.